GAUAAACAAUGGCCCGUCCGCACGGCCCAGCAAUAGAAAUACGCACAUACACGGCCCACUAUGACCUGCUCCAAGCCUAUCCACAAAGAGAAAGACAAGGAGAAACGAGAAGGCUCUCUAGUCCAAACUCUAACAAAGCCCAAAAGAGGAGAGGAAGACGACGACGACGCGGCACCAUGGCGACGGCACAGGCAGCCUCGGCGUCCCCCACCCACCACCGCGCGUCCCCGGGGACGUCGCCCCCGCAGCCGCCGUACCCCAGCGCCGCCAGGAUCGCGGACUCCGCCUGCUUCCCCCAGUACACCGCUUCCCUCAAGUGUUUGGAGGCCAACCAGGACAAGAGCAAGUGCCAGCAGCAGUUCGACGAUUACAAGGAGUGCAAGAAGAAAGAGAGGGAGGCUCGGCUUGAACGGAAUAAAGGCCGAUCACUCUUUGGGUGAACAAUGGCAUACCCCCUGAGCAAUUUGCUGGUGAUGUGCAAUAAGUUGUUUCGUGAUGCCAGUGAAAUCACAGCUCCUUUGGUUUCGUGAUGAUCCUUUGUAACUUGUGCGAGGUAGGAAAUAGGAGACCAGUCUCUAGGUUGAGGGAGAUGUAAGGUCUGAGAACAGCUCAUUAGCUCAAUGGCUUUGGCGAGUGAAUCAGAUGAGCAAGGAUGUUUUUUGAGGUUCACCAGGUGUCAUGACACGAGGAUUUGUUAAAUAAAAUUGUAUUUCCAGAACC
This is a messenger RNA of Panicum hallii, 720 nucleotides long. RefSeq lists its product as uncharacterized. The transcript is spliced from 3 exons. Lineage: Eukaryota; Viridiplantae; Streptophyta; Magnoliopsida; Poales; Poaceae. Bases 9 to 440 code for a protein of 143 amino acids. The record is from RefSeq and is a predicted model, not a curated record.